AUGUCCACAAAAUAUUUAAUAAUAUUAUUAAUUUUAACAAUUUCCAAAAUUUCCGGAUUUAAUGAAAUUGAACAAAAAUCAAUAGAAAAUUAUCAUAAUUACAUAAGAAUUAAAGCUAAAUUAUUUGGAGCAGAACCAAAGUCACCACUGAAUCAAGUUAAAUGGUCAAAUGAUAUUGCAAAUAAAGUUCAAACAUUUGUUAGUCAAUGUAAUUUAGGAGUACCACAAAAUAUUGAAGGAACUGGUUUUGCAUUGUUUAAAGUGAUGGGAAAAGAGUUUGAUCCAGUUGACAUUUUAAAUAGAACUUUUGAAAGAUCAGCACCACUAUACGAUUGGAGUACUGGUAAUUGUAAACCUGAUCAAUGCUGCGACACUUAUCAAACUAUGAUAUGGAAUACUUCAACUUCUGUUGGUUGUGCAAGUUCAUACUGUUCAAGUGGUAGUUAUAAUUUCUUUGUCUGUGGAUAUUAUCCAAUUGGUAAUUUUGCAGGUAUUAAGCCAUAUACACCAAAAGUGCAAUCACAACUCACCGAAAAUGGCAGCGGCGGCGGCGACACUAAAUUAGAACCAUCAGUAAAACCAAUUUCAAUUAAUGUUUCAUCUCGAUUUAUUUUACCAACAAGUUCAACUGGCGAUGUUGAUUGGAAAUCAUUAGGAUUUGUAACAUCAAUUAAAAAUCAAGGUCAGUGUGGUGGUUGUUACUCAUUUGCAACAUGUGCAGCAUUGGAAAGUGCUUAUUUAAUUAAAAAUAAUCUUCCAAAUACUGAUAUUGAUUUAUCAGAGCAAAACUUUGUUAGUUGUGUAAAUUAUGGUUGUGGUGGUGGAAAUGGUCAAUCAUGUUUAGAUAAAUUAAAAUCCACUGGUAUUAUGUAUGAAACUAGUUAUCCAUAUAAAGCUGUUACUGGAAGUUGUCCAAAUGUAAUUCAAAGUCCACAACCAUUUAAAUGGACAGGUUAUUCAAAUAUUCAAGGUAAUAAAGAAGCAUUUUUAAAUGCAUUAAAAUCAGGUCCAAUCUAUGCAUCAUUAUAUGUGGAUAGUGGUUUCCAACUUUAUAAAUCUGGAAUUUAUUCAUGUUCUCAAUCUUCAACACCCAAUCAUGCAAUUACAAUCGUUGGUUACUCAAGUGCUGAUAAUUCCUAUUUAAUUAAAAAUAGUUGGGGUACAAUUUAUGGAGAAUCCGGUUAUAUUCGUUUAAAAGAAGGUUCAUGUAAUUUAUAUUCUUUUACUGGUAUAACUACACAAGUUUAA
Dictyostelium discoideum AX4 is the source of this 1248-nucleotide messenger RNA. RefSeq lists its product as hypothetical. The record is from RefSeq and is a predicted model, not a curated record. Gene Ontology annotation, biological process: proteolysis. Lineage: Eukaryota; Evosea; Eumycetozoa; Dictyosteliales; Dictyosteliaceae. Bases 1 to 1248 code for a protein of 415 amino acids. The transcript has a single exon. Gene Ontology annotation, molecular function: cysteine-type peptidase activity; cysteine-type endopeptidase activity.